Exophiala oligosperma is the source of this 3204-nucleotide messenger RNA. RefSeq lists its product as uncharacterized. Lineage: Eukaryota; Fungi; Ascomycota; Eurotiomycetes; Chaetothyriales; Herpotrichiellaceae. The record is from RefSeq and is a predicted model, not a curated record. Gene Ontology annotation, biological process: endosomal vesicle fusion; autophagy; vesicle-mediated transport. Bases 64 to 3084 code for a protein of 1006 amino acids. Gene Ontology annotation, molecular function: protein binding. The transcript is spliced from 2 exons. Gene Ontology annotation, cellular component: cytoplasm; fungal-type vacuole membrane.
CGUAGAGUGAUCUCGGAAGCACUUUCGCAUGCCUAUCAAUAAGCUACACGAAGAGCGCCCCCGAUGCUUGAGGCAUUCACGGCUCAGCCAAUAAUUGAGCUGAAACAAAGGGACAAAUCCAAGAUCGAAUCGAUCCUGUCCCACAGCGAUCAACUACUCAUCGGCCUAAACACUGGCUCCCUUCGUAUCUAUCGUGUCAAAAGCUCUCCGCCCAGCAGCACUGCAGAUGGAUCUACAGAUCCGAGUGCAUUAAAUCCCGAUGACCGUCCUUCUACGUCGAAAUCGACCGAGCUCCUUAGAGAAUACGAGAAGUUCUCGAAGUAUAAGAUAGAACAACUCGCUGUUUUCAGAGAGGCAAACAUACUUCUGUCAUUGAGCAAUGGACUUGUCUCAAUACAUGACCUGGGGACCUUCGAGUUGCAAGAACAAUUGACAAACACAAAAGGCGCUACUCUCUUUGCAGCUACAAGCAAUAUCGUGAAGGAUUCUACAACGGGAGUGCCCACCUUGGUGAGUAAACUGGCUGUCGCUGUGAAGCGGAGACUGCUGUUGUGGUCGUGGCAUGAUGGCGAACUCGAUGGUGAUGCUGUUGAGGUAUCGCUAUCACACAGCAUCAAGUCGUUGACAUGGGCCUCCGGGACGAAGAUUGUGGCUGGCUUGAGUUCGCAUUACGUUCUGUUGCACACAGAUUCUCGAGAUAUCACAACGAUUGUUGGGCCUGGAAGUAUCGGAGGUGCUCCGGGGCAAGAGGCAAGUAGGCUGGGAGGGACAAUGAGCUACAUCGGAAUGGGAGGCAUGCUUCCAACGCCUUUAGCGACGGGGCUUGGGGACAAUGAGAUGUUGUUGGCACGAGACAUCAAUACACACUUCAUUGAUCGGGAUGGUGAGCCUAUAGGCAGACGGCAGAUACCAUGGCGAAGCCCUCCACAAGCCAUUGGAUACUCUUAUCCGUAUCUUCUGGCUUUGCAAGAAGCCAGCAAAGGAUCCCUUGAGGUACGAAACCCCAAGACACUUACAUUGCUUCAAUCCAUAGACCUGCCAGGCGCUGUGCUGCUUCAGGUACCAAACCCCAACAUCAGUCUCGCGCAUCAAGGAAAGGGUUUUCUAGUCGCAAGCGAACGCAUUGUGUGGAGAAUGCAAGGCAUCAACUAUGAUACUCAGAUCGAUUCAUUGGUCGACAAUGGAGAUCUCGACGAGGCUAUCUGUCUGUUAGAGAUGAUCGAGGAGACUCUCAUCAAGGACAAAGCUGCUCGCCUACGAGAGGUUAAAAUGCAAAAGGCACAGCGUUUGUUCGACGAAAAGAAAUUCAGGGACGCUUUGGAUUUGUUUGGCGAAGUCUCUGCGCCACCGGAAAGGGUCAUUAAACUGUACCCUCCGGUCAUAGCUGGAGAAUUAUCACUGGACUCAUGUAAAGACGAUGGUAAUAACCAGAAAUCAAAGAAAAUUGAGUCGACGACCAGUCCGACGAAGAAGCCCAAAGCUGCACCUUCUGAAGCCGAUACGGAGAGCAUCAGAAGUGUGAGGACGAUGGAGCAUGCGAGUAACCAAGGAUUGUCUGAAAAAGAACUCAAGACUGCAGUUCGUGAACUCCAAGCUUUUCUUGCCGAUGUUCGUCGGAGGCUACAAAGGUUCUUCAACCCGGACCAGACAAUUCGCACCCUUUCGGAAGUGCAAGGCAGUAUGCAAGCCGAAGAUAUUCGACGGGUUACGGAUCAUCUCCUCGGUAUCCCUACUCUGGAUGAUGUUGAUUUCCGAGAGAAGCUCUUGGCCGUCGCUACACUGGUGGACACGACCCUCUUCAGGGCACAUAUGUAUGCUACGCCGUCACUGGCAGGUUCAUUGUUCCGAAUCACAAACUUCUGCGACCCAGACGUUGUUAUGGCUAAGCUUGAGGAGACAGAGCGAUACAAUGACCUAAUCGAAUUUCUGUAUGGCAAGCGACUCCAUCGGAAAGCGCUGGAAAGACUUCAGAGAUUUGGCAAGGCCGGACAUACUGAAGAUGUCGACCCUCAACUACACGGACCUGCAAGAACAGUGUCGUAUCUGCAGAACCUCGGACCUUCAUUCAUCGACAUGAUCUUGAAGUUCGCACGUUGGCCUCUAGAGACCGAGCCCCAGGCGGCAAUGGAAAUAUUUGUGGCCGACACUGAGAAUGCGGAAUCGUUACCACGCCAUAGAGUCCUGGCUUUCCUAGAAUCCAUCGACAAAGGACUGGCAAGAACAUAUCUUGAGCAUGUGGUGGAUGAACUGAACGACCUGACACCUGAUCUACAUCAACGUCUGGUCACGCUCUAUCUAGAGGAAUUGACGCAAGCUCAGUCGACCAACCAGCAAGAAAUCCUCGACAAGUUGUUGACUCUACUCAAGUCUUCGGAACAGUACUCUCCGGCAAAGACCUUGGGUUUGCUACCCAGAGACCAAGCGCUCUUCUACGAACCGCGAGCCAUUGUGUUCUACAAGAUGGGGAAUCAUCGGCAAGCCCUGGAAAUUUAUGUCUUCAAACUCCAUGACCCGGCGAGGGCAGAAGAGUAUUGCAACCAAGUUCAUCUUGAAGAGACUAUCAAUGACACCAGCAAGCCUCCAUCUAGGCGAAAAUCGACAACAGACCCCGUUGACGAACAGCCGUCUGUUUAUCAUAUCCUCUUGAACCUCUACCUGAACCCUCCAAAGGGGGAAAAGGCAAUGUGGGGUCCGGCGAUUGAAUUGAUGGCACGACAUGGUCCCAGAUUACCCGCGAGCUCGACAUUGGAGAUGAUUCCCGAGGAUUUGUUCGUGAAAGAGCUGGAAUUUUACUUCCGUGGGAGGAUGCGCAACGCCAACACUGUUCUGAACGACUCGAUGAUCUCGGCCGGUCUUAGGAAGGCGGAAGCGGUUCGCGUACAAGCUGCUCUUCUGCUCGGAGAAGGUGGCCAAACAGGGGGUAGAGGGAGGAAAGUUCGCAUCGACGAAGACCGCGUCUGUGGAGUCUGCCACAAGCGACUUGGUGGCAGCGUCAUCAGUGCUUUUCCCGACAAUUCGGUUGUUCAUCUUGGCUGCGCGGUCCGAAAGCAGGCCGAACUUGCAGGCAAAAGCCAGCACCGCUGAUUUGCUCAUUUACGCGUGAGCCAUGUUAUUUUGAGAUACCCUGAGGUGUGAUAGGAGUGCAUAUAUUCAUGCGUCGUCCUCCGCGACUUCUUCGCCAUAGUUUUCCUCCUCUAGCUCCUC